This is a messenger RNA of Orussus abietinus, 3848 nucleotides long. RefSeq names its product zinc finger protein 2. NCBI's taxonomy places the organism in Eukaryota, Metazoa, Arthropoda, Insecta, Hymenoptera, Orussidae. The coding region runs from base 237 to 2540 and encodes 767 amino acids. Gene Ontology annotation, cellular component: nucleus. The record is from RefSeq and is a predicted model, not a curated record. Gene Ontology annotation, molecular function: zinc ion binding. The transcript is spliced from 4 exons.
GGUCUGUGGUGUCAUACAUCCCUUCGGGACGAUGGAGAUGCGAGGAUCGAGGGUUUUAUGAAACGGUGCUUUGCAUGUAGAAAUGGUAAUCUCGUGAUGUACAUCACCACUCCGUCGAAUUUCACGAGGGCGUCGUGCGUUGAAGGACGGGAUCUCUGAAGAGAGGUUCGCACCUCGGCCGGCCGGGUUUUAUCUCGGCAAGAGACGAUUAAAGAGGAUUUCCUCGGUCCGCCGAUAUGGCCGUCGUGGAGGAAUUCGAUUACCUCUGUCGACUCUGCGCUACGAAGACCGGCAUCCUGAUGGGCUUGCCUAUUUUCGAAGCGGGCGAUCAGAUGCGAAACAUAGACAAGAAGAUCGCCGCUUGUCUUCCCGUAAGGGUAUCGAUGACGGAUCAACUACCUAAAGUCGUCUGUGAGGAAUGUGCCUAUAAGCUGGAUCAGUUGUUUGACUUCCGUGAAAAGUGUCUACACACGGAAGGGAUAUUCAUGGAGAUGCUUAAAGAGAUUGCGAAAGAAGAAGUUGUAUGCAUCGAUCACACGUUAGAGGAAGUCGAAGAAAUACCCGUGAUACAAAACCAUAUAAGUAGAAUUCAAAGAAACAUCGGAGAAAUGCAAAGCGAUAUCGAAAGCAUUCAGAAUCACGUUGGCAAUGGCCAACACGAACCAGAAGAAGGCACGAUGCAUACCAUGCAAGUUAUGGAUGACAUGGAUCUAGCUGGAGGAGAGCAGGUGGUUACGCAAGAAGAAAUUAGCCAUCAGGAUGCUGAUAUCCAAGUCACGGGAAUUGACUGCUUGGAUGGCGAGGCUGUUCGAAUGGUCGAUGAGCACAUCCGAGAAGUAUCCGGUCAUCAGAUAGCAAUGCACUUGGAAGGAGAUAUGGCUGUAGUAGGCAAUUUGACAGUCGAAGGGCAUUUAGGUCAACUAGGAAUAAAUUACGUGACAUCUAUUAGUUCCAAUACGCAGAAUGGGGAUCGAAUUGUUCACUACUGUGACGACACAUUUAAAGUUAAAGAUGAAUACCAAAGGCUGCAAGAAAGAUUAAACGAGGAAGACUCUGCACGUGCCAUCGAAACCGAUGUGGCUUCUGACGUUUUCCCUUCGUCCCAUACCGAAAUUGACCGUGAGAUCGAUAAUUCCGGGGUGAUCGAAAAUGGCAAUGGAGAAAGUAGCGAUUCUCUACAUGCAAACACGAUACCUUCCACCAGUCGAGUAAACCCUGGGAAUUCUAGUCUUAUGGUAGAAUAUACAAAAUCAGCAAAACAUGCUCUACUGAACUCGAUCUUAAACAAUCCUACGAUAGACGAGACAGGAUCUAAUUGGUUCGUGUGUCCAUUCUGCAACGAGGCAGCGAUGGAGCCCAACAACCUCAUGGUUCAUUUCGAGCAACAUUUCUGCUGUUGCACGUGUGGCCUCUACUUCACAAGUGUCGAAGUGUUAAACAUUCACAAGCAACAGUGCGAGUUCCACAAAAGUAAGGUUGACAAAGAGGAUAAGAAAGCAGAGCACGUGGAUAAUUCCACUGCGAAUGCCAUCACGGCAACAGAGCAGAAGAAGCCAUCGACUAGGCAAAAGUGGACUCCUAAAAUUUGUUCACAGUGUGGUAAACAAUACAGAACAAAUUAUAAGCUGCAAGAACACAUGCGCAAACACACGGGUGAAAAGCCGUUUCAAUGUUUAGUUUGCGAAAAAGCAUUUCGCAGCAAAAUAGGUCUUGCCCAGCACACCGCAACACAUACUGGACAAUUCGAUUACAACUGUUCGACCUGUGGCAAAGGUUUUCAGUGUAAGAGCUACUUGAUAGUGCAUCAGCGAGUUCAUUCGGAUCUAAAACCAUAUCCCUGUAGCACGUGUGGUCAGAAUUUUAAAACGAAGCAGUCUCUUUUGGACCAUCAGAACAGGCACUUGGGAGUUAAGCCCUACAUGUGCGAAAUCUGUGGUAGGAGUUUCAUAACGAAAGGACUUUGCAAGAGUCAUCAGAAGAUCCACUCGGGCAUGGACAAUCGUCAAUACCCCUGCGUUGUCUGCAACAAGAUGUUUGUCAGCAAAAGCUACCUCAACACGCACUUGCGUAUACACACAGGUGAAAAGCCUUAUCUGUGCGAAGUCUGCGGCAAGGGUUUCCUGACCCGUGUAGAUCUCAGAAUACACUCGACCAUGCACACUGGCGAGAAAAGUUUCAAAUGCGAAAUGUGUGCAAAAGUUUUCGCCAGGAGAGCCGCCCUGAGAUGUCACAGAAGAUCUCAUACGGGAGAACGACCCUACAGGUGCGAUGUCUGCGGGAAAACCUUCACCCAAUUUAGCCCAAUGGCGAUACAUAAACGAUUGCACACCGGAGAACGACCCUACGAAUGCGACGUCUGCGGCAAGGCGUUCGUCUCGCGGUCGACCAUGAUGUGCCACCGGAAGAAGCAUCAGGUCCCCGUGACGACCACGCAAAAGGACGUUCCCGUGAUAAGGGACGAGUCUGAAGUCAAGGAUAACCACUCUGCAGAGAUCGUCCUCCGGGAGUCUCAUGAAGGCAUUCGGAUCACUGCCGAUUAGCCCAAGCACGUGGUCUCGAGAAACGCAUCGACUGAUAAAGUUAAAUCUAGCUAGGAAUAAUAUGGAGAUGACAAAAGGGAGACGCCAUACGUAUACACUUCGGAUACGGUUGUAUUUUCUUUUUAUACGCACGUAAGUAUUGCCUGUUCAUAUUCGUAUUUAUAACUGUCAGUGUUCCCCCCGAGAUCUGUUGACUAGCAGAAACGCCACCUCUGGCUUAAUACAGGAACAAGACGGUUUUCUUCUAUCGAUUUUUAUUACCCAACCGAGCGAAUUUAUAAUUUUGCAUUUAUCGUCCGCAUUGCCCCGCGGUGCUUGACAAGAGAACAAAGUCGUUGCUACUGUAGGUAGAUCUUGUACAGUUACGGCCAUCAAUUUUGUUUGUUCUUUUGCACCAUGGCAACCAUUUGGCUUUGACCAUGGAAUCGUGCUACAAGUAUUGGUUCGUUCAAUUUCAGGAUACCCAAGAUAAUUCCGAUGACAUUGGUAACAAUUAUGUGCUCUACGAUACAUUCUAUAUUUUCAUUUUAAAGGCUUUAGACGACUGAAAUCUUGUACAUAAGUGUUCGUUCAAAUUCUGACAGUAUCUAAUUUUAUCUUCCUUUGGAGACCGGAUCGUGUACAGAACGAGGGCGAAAGAUAAAAAGGUUCCCAAUACCAUUAUUCAUUUUUUGUUCCCACGCGAAUUUGUAUUUCCUCUCGCUUCUUAUCGAGUUUCCCUGUAUCAUCGUACAUUUAUACUGUACGUCGGAUAUCGAAAUCGAUAUUUCGCUAUCGGUUAAGUGUUUUUAUUAUUAUCCUGUGGGGAUAAUGAAUAAAUCCGCUGCAUGUCGUUUUGUAUGAAUUUUAUACGAUACUCUGUAAUUCCUCCAUGGAGUAGAAUAAACAGCGCUUGUGCUUCGUUUUUUUUUUGUCCGACAAAUCGAGGGCAUUAACUUUGCACGGUAUACGCGCGUCCAUCACGUAUUCGAUUAACGAAGGCAAAAGGAUAUUUCUGUAAAAUAACGAGUACUUCGUAGCGCCCGGAUUAGCGCUAAAAACGCUCGAGAAUAUCGUGGACCAGACUUGUACAAUUGCCAUCGGUAAACCAUGGGCUAGUUACGACAACCGACGCAUCGUCUUCUGGAGACAACAUUGAAUUCUCAUGUAAAUACUAAUUCGAAACGUUACUAUAAGAGCUAGAAUAAAUCAGUCGGAGUAUAUUUUACUCAUGAUAAGAUUACACGGAUAAUAUUUAUUCGGUAUACAUAUCGUUAUUACCGUCUCCCCGUAAACGAACAUUACCGAACAAUAAAACGAUUUUCAUAA